Pelodiscus sinensis (Chinese soft-shelled turtle) is the source of this 2568-nucleotide messenger RNA. The record is from RefSeq and is a predicted model, not a curated record. Lineage: Eukaryota; Metazoa; Chordata; Testudines; Trionychidae.
AGUCAUUUGGACAGAACUAUCCUGAGGAAGCUGAUGGGACGCUGGACUGUAUCAGUAUGGCUUUAACGUGCACCUUCAAUAGGUGGGGCACAUUGCUUGCAGUGGGCUGUAACGAUGGCCGCAUUGUCAUCUGGGACUUCUUGACGAGAGGCAUAGCCAAAAUCAUAAGUGCCCAUAUCCACCCUGUCUGUUCUUUAUGCUGGAGUCGAGAUGGUCACAAACUGGUGAGCGCUUCAACUGAUAACAUCGUAUCACAGUGGGAUGUUCUGUCUGGAGACUGUGACCAGAGGUUUCGAUUCCCUUCACCCAUCCUGAAAGUUCAGUACCACCCCAGAGACCAAAACAGGGUUUUGGUGUGUCCCAUGAAAUCUGCACCAGUGAUGCUAACGCUUUCUGAUUCAAAACACGUAGUUCUACCUGUGGAUGAUGAUUCUGAUCUAAAUGUGGUGGCCUCUUUUGACAGGCGAGGGGAAUAUAUCUAUACAGGCAAUGCCAAGGGGAAGAUCUUGGUCUUAAAAACAGAUACGCAGGAUCUGGUUGCUUCCUUCAGAGUAACAACUGGAACCAGCAACACCACAGCUAUUAAAUCAAUAGAAUUUGCCCGGAAAGGAAGCUGCUUUUUAAUAAACACGGCUGACCGAAUAAUCAGGGUGUAUGAUGGCCGGGAAAUACUAACCUGUGGGCGAGAUGGAGAGCCUGAACCAAUGCAGAAGCUGCAGGAUUUAGUAAACAGGACACCGUGGAAGAAAUGCUGUUUCUCUGGGGAUGGGGAGUACAUUGUGGCAGGAUCAGCACGGCAACAUGCCCUGUAUAUCUGGGAAAAGAGCAUUGGAAACUUAGUGAAAAUCCUCCAUGGAACCAGAGGGGAGCUGUUGCUAGAUGUAGCAUGGCAUCCUGUCCGACCUAUCAUCGCUUCUAUUUCCAGUGGUGUUGUAUCAAUAUGGGCUCAGAAUCAAGUGGAAAACUGGAGUGCCUUUGCGCCUGACUUUAAAGAGUUGGAUGAAAAUGUAGAGUAUGAAGAGAGGGAAUCAGAGUUUGACAUUGAGGAUGAAGAUAAGAGUGAGCCAGAGCAGACAGGUGCUGAUGCUGCAGAAGAUGAGGAGGUGGAUGUAACCAGUGUAGAUCCCAUUGCUGCUUUCUGUAGCAGCGAUGAAGAACUGGAAGACUCCAAGGCAUUGUUGUAUUUACCUAUUGCUCCUGAAGUGGAAGACCCAGAAGAAAACCCUUAUGGACCUCCACCUGAUGCUGUGCAGACCUCCUUAACUGAUGAGGGAAUAGGCUCUGAGAAAAAGAGGCAGUCAUCAUCCGAUGGACCUCAGCCGCCAAAGAAGAAACCCAAAAUGACCAACAUUGAACUGCAAGGAGUGCCUAAUGACGAAGUUCAUCCGCUGCUGGGUGUGAAGGGAGAUGGUAAAUCCAAGAAGAAGCAAGCAGGCAGGCCUAAAGGAUCAAAAGGUAAAGAGAAAGAUUCUCCAUUUAAACCGAAACUCUACAAAGGGGACAGAGGUGGUUUACCUCUGGAAGGAGCAGCGAAGGGUAAAGUGCAGGCGGAGCUGGGACAGCCUUUGACAGGUGGUGCAAUCUCAGAACUGUUAUGAGGACAUGUCUGCUUUCUCUUCCUCUGUUCUUUCCUAUGUUGGCACCAUCCUGUGGAAUAUGGACAAAGUACUUGGCUAGAUAAUGAACUGACUUGAACUUAAUACAGCAGCAACCUGAUUGCUCAUGGAUGCAGGGAGUGACUUUUAGAAGAAGUGAAUUAUGGAAGAGAAAAUGGCCUUCGUUCCUUCCCCUCAAACCCCUUUUCCCCAAACAGUGUAAGAUAUUGACUCUCAGGAUGGGAGAUUUGCAAAGAAACUGAAUGGAGUGUCUCCUUAUAGCAUUUGCUGAAGCAAAGUACCAGCUUUCCUUUAGCUAAGAAAUCAUUUUCUGUUUAGUUCUGAAGCAUGCCAAGAUUUUUAAUCCCAGGACCAUGUUAUCCUCUGUGUAUUCCUGAAAACUUCCAUUUCAUCCACUCAUUUCAGUGAAUUGUUGUGCGUUUUAUUCUUUCUUUUGUGCCAUCUCUACAGUACUUUACAGUAAGUUAAAAAAAGUCUGUUAAUAUCUUUAUACAUACAGCCCUUUUGUACCACCACUGCUCGCUCAUGUGCAAGGUCUGAUGUCAUGCCAGCAGGAGAGGAUUUCAAAUUAGGAGCGGGGAUAGAUAGUCUCUAAAGUCUGCAAAGAAUGGGCACUUUAUGUAGUGGUUUAUGGAGAUGAAAGAUGCCAGCUUCACAACAUUUUUGUUGGUAGAGUUGGGGAGGGAGAAGACGGAAGCAUGUCUAGAUAAGAGCCAAGAAUGUGACUUUGUUGCCUUUAGGCUAAGGUCUAAAAGAUUGCAUUUUGCUACUUGGUUGUUUUUGCUUUCAGUAUUAGUUCUUUUUAUAUCGUCAUAUCAAGUGACACUGUUGGAUCCUUCUUUUGCUGACCUGUCGUUGCAGUUCAAGAAGAAUGAACCCCAAUAUUUAUCUCAAAAGAAACUGUAGCAUAAAUACUCAAGCUUUUUUUUUUCAGUUAAAUAUCAAAGACCUU